This is a messenger RNA of Oldenlandia corymbosa var. corymbosa, 2670 nucleotides long. The record is from the annotation of a GenBank genome assembly. Lineage: Eukaryota; Viridiplantae; Streptophyta; Magnoliopsida; Gentianales; Rubiaceae.
AUGUCCACGCACGGGCCAUACAUACUUAAUUUGUUUCACAGAAGCAAGUACGUGAUAGAGAAUGGUGUAGUGAACACAUUUGAGAACAAGCCGGACGACACUCUUGUUAUUGAUAGUAGGUUGUUAUAUGAUGAGUUGCUUGGUUUGAUUUGUGUGGCGUUCGGUUGGAAUCUUGAAAUAGCUAGGAAACUCCACAUUUCGUUAAUCUUUGUGACUCACGGUGUUAGGCGCGCCAUGAAGAUAAAGAAUGAUUCACAUGUUGGGAAUAUCUACCACCUCGAGCUAAUGACAAGUGUGGAAUUGUACAUAGACACGGAGGAUAUUACUAACCAAGAAGAUGGAAACAAUCAUUAUGGUGGAUCUUUCUUUGCACAAGAAGAUCACAUGGAUGAGGGUGAACAAGAUGGUCCAACGCAAAAACAAGCAAGUACUUCACGGGUUUAUGAAAAAGUUGGUGGAAGUUUAUUUGCCGUCGAUGAUCCCAUGGAUGAGAGUCAUUCCGACUACGUAGCUGCAAGCGAAAGCUCAGAAGAACGCGAUCCUAGUGAUGAUGAAGAUUUGGUGAAUGAAGAAAUGGAACUAAAUCCAUUUCCCUGGCGCCAUGUGUAUAAGGAAAUGGCCACUGCCGCUGUUCCCCUGUCACCGCCGGUCCUUCCUCCAUCCACUGCCGCCGCAACUGCCGCUGUUUUGGUCUUCCACUGCUGCAAAUUGAGGACUCCACUGCCACCGCCGGUCAAGUCCACUCCACCGGCGCUUCCCGUCGUCCUCCCCGCUCUCCACCACGUCCGCCGCCGUAGCAACUACAAAGCGGGUCGAAUUGUGGGAAAUACACUUAAGAUUUCCGUUAUAGAGACAGCGGCGCUCCAUUCAUUCCCUGAAGACCGUCGUGACGCCGAUGACCUAGACAUCGACCUCGAAAAGGUGCUCGAUGAGAUCGUGGAUCAAACUCACGCGGUCUUAACUCUUGGCAAAGAUGCUGAAAUGGAUAUUGCGGAUAGCCAAAUCCUCAAGGAUUUUCAACCUUCUCGACCCAAACCACCUCUCUGGGCUGAAACAAUGAAACCGUGGCCGAAAGACAAAAUUGGAAGAGGAAGAAAGCGAAAGAUGGGAAAUCCAUUCAGGCCUUCUCAAUCGCAUUAUCACGCGGAAAGUUCGAGCCACCCCGAACAAGAGAAUGUGAGAGGAGGGGAGGAUGUGGGAGGAGAGAAUGUGGGAGGAGGGGAGGAUGUUAGAGGAGAGAAUGUGCGAGGAGGAGAGGAUGGUGGAGGAGAGGAUGUGGGAGGAGGGGAGGAUGUUGGUUCUUCUCUCGGAUCUCACUCCCUACACGAAAAAGAUCCACUCCUCACCAUUACACUAGGAGACCCCUCGCAAGUUCUAAACGUGGUGCCACUUGAGACUAUUAGGCCAUUACCGGAGGAACUAAUUGUUCGCAAAUCCGACAGGGAUGACUACUUGGAAGAGUUUCGUGGCUGCCUUGGACCCUCGGUUCUCUCCUCUUUGCAACACGCUGAUCUUGAUUUUAUGGAGGGGAAUGAUUUAUUGGUUUGGCAAAAUACUCCGCGGGGGGAGUUUACGGUGAAGUCUGCCUAUGAAGUCCUUAGAAGCCGCCGAGCUACUGAGCCCCUUCUAAAAAAUAUUUGGCAUAGGAAGGUACCAUCUCAUAUAUCCUUCUUCUUGUGGAAGUUGCGUAAUGGUUUGCUUCCUUUCCCUGAAGUAUUGAAUACCCUUCGUAUUGGAGUCAAUCCAUCUAUAUGUGGGUUUUGCAUGCAAGAUGCUGAGAGUAUGGGACAUUGUUUUUAUCAAUGUAUUUUUGCCACAAGAAUUUGGACGCAUUUUUCUCAUAUUAUGAAUGUUGAUACAAGGGGGUCUUCUAGUCUUCGUUGUGUUCUGAGGAGAUGGUGGAAAAAUGGUUCUUUUGAUGUGGCGAAAGGGGUCCUAUACAAGGUUUUCCCCAUUUUUAUUCUUUGGGAGCUAUGGAAGGCCCAAAACAAGUUCUUCUUUGAAGGUACUUCUCCAAAUCUUGAUGCCGUUACUCGCUUAGUUUUAUCUAAUGUGAGAGAUGUGUUGAUUGCUCAUGAACUCAAGGUUAGUGGUGAGGCUGAAAAUGGCUUUAUUCACACAAUUUUUGGAUUGCACUUAACACUUUCACCUAGAAGGAGAUCUCGACUGGUGACAUGGAUACCCCCAAGUGAGAAUUCUUUUGUUCUAAAUUGCGAUGGUUCCGCAUAUUUAGAAGGUGCUGGAUAUAGUUUUGUUAUAAGGGGAGACGGGGGUGUUUUUGUAUAUGGAGAGUGUGGCUAUCUUGGAGAUACUGAUAGUUAUUCUUCGGAGAUCUGUGGAGUAUUAUUUGGACUACGGAAGUACGAGUUACUUCAACUCUCUAAUGUAGUAGUUCAGACUGAUAACAAGGUUCUUGCUGAUGCUCUGGCUGGCCAAGUUGGGUUUCCUUGGAGGCAUUUUCUGAAGCUUGUUGAGAUGAAGAGUAUCUUGAAGAGAAGGAGAUAUUCUAUUAUUCAUAUUUACAGAGAAGGCAAUUCUGUUGCAGACUUCUUAGCAAAGAUGGUGUCAAUGGGAGAAUUUAAACUUUUCGAAACUUUCAGUUCCCUUCCUAGCUUUGUAAAAGGACUAAUGGUUUUAGACCAAAAGUCUUUUCCUUAUCUACGAAAAUGA